CACUGUGCUCCAUCGCAGCCAUGGUUUUCACCAAACUGCUCACUGCGCUGGUACUGCUCUGUUACACCGCAGGUGUGCUGGGAGCUGAGGUGAAGAGCUCCAUCAUUGGCUGGGAGGAUGCUAAAAGGGGCUGCUCGCCGUGGAUGGUUCACCUCAACAUCACAACUGCUGACGGCUCGAAAAGGUGGCGCUGUGGCGGUGCCCUCCUCAACCACCAGUGGGUGGUGACCGCCGCACACUGCUUAGAUAAGGACCCUAAGCCAGACAUGAGGCGAACGGUUGCUUGGAUCGGCUCCUACCAGCUGAAAAAGGGGGCUGAGCGUUUCCGUCACCUGAUCUAUUCCGUCUACCCCCCUGAUCAGCGAUAUGUCAACACAGGCAACGGCUACAAACACGACAUUGUCCUGCUCAAGCUGACUAAAAAGGUGCAAUACUCAGACAACAUUGCUCCGAUUAGUCUGCCUGCGAACGACCGCCCCAUUGAUCCAUUGUCUAUUUGUUGGAUCACCGGCUGGGGCCAGAUCGGGAAUGGUGUUCCCCUCCCAGACCCGGAAACCCUUAAACAGCUGAAGGUGUCCAUCAUAUCGAAGGAUCGCUGUAAGGCAGCAUACCCAAACCUGACCUCUGAGAUACUGUGUGCUGGGGAUGGAGCUGGAGGAUUGCAUGCUGGAGCAUGCGAUGGGGACUAUGGUGGCCCGCUGGUCUGUCAUGGACACACGGGCCCUACCCUGGUCGGAGUCAUGAGUUACGGGGGUCCUAGUGGUUGCAGUGGUCCAGGGCGCCCUGUCGCCUACGCUCAGGUGUCCAAGUAUUUGGAUUUCAUCAACUAUUACAUCAACCUGCCCGAUAAAGCCUCAGAUGAGCCCUCAUGUACAAAGACUUGCGUGGCUUUCUCACGGAAACAUGGCGUGUGCUAAAAUCCAGAAACUGGCAUCCGCCCAAAAAAAUCAGACGUAUCAAAGUGUGCAUUCGCAUGGAUCCAAGCACCUUUCCUAUGUACAUCCCAAUCAACGUGGAAUUGAGCGCACAUGUACACAGUUUAAAAAAAAAACAACAACAAAAAAACAGUACAUUUCUGGCAGCUGGGGCGCCAAAAAAAUACCGUAAAUUAACAGAAAAUUCCUUUCUCAUAAAAAUAACAAGUAACUUGCAUUUGAGAGUAAUAUGUUUCUUUACAAUAUUACCUUCUGUGUAGAGUAAUAAGUUACUUAUUACGUAUUAGUUACUUUCACCAAAAUAAACAUUUAGGACAACGCAUUGCAAAAUGAAGGCAAUAUUUUGUCAUGGCGAAUAGCCCUUUUAAUAUUUUCACUUGUAUUCUUUUAAUCUACUACAAGUAUAUGAGUUGCAAGUUACAUUGCAUAGUUUUAAAGGUUGUCUUCCGUGAAUGAUUUUUCUUCAGACACUGAGACACAAAUCUCUAGUGACUCAUAACUUUAUAUAUUUCUACCUAUAUUUUUUCUUAGUUGGAGCUUUGUUCAUUAUCACACACAGUCUCAUUUUUGAGCACUGUAACACCACCUGUAGUGUCUCAUCUUAAAUUAACUAUCUGUGGAAAUGUUUUUAUACCUUAACAAUGGGACUAACGUUAUAUCAUUAGAGAGGUUACUUGUACUAUUUUUAGCCGUAAACAGUUUCCUCGGCCUCUAACCAGAAAAUAAAGUGCACAUUACUGUGAGGUUUUUAUCCAAUUCUGUGACAAAUUCAAAAUAGUGCGAGUGUAACCACUUAGAAAACAUUCAGGUGUUGCUACGUUGCCGUCUUCUUCUUCUUCUUCUUCUUCUUCUUCUGGUGAUUUUUAACCGUCUUCUUCUCCUCUUUAUUUACGGCUGUGUUGUUUUUUCGAAACUUCCGCCUGUGCGACAGCUCGGAUUGUAACGCGUUACUGGACUCAGUAACUGUAAUAAAAUUUCUAAAAUAUAGUUAGUAACGAGUUAUAUUACUCCGUUACUGCCUAAACGUAAUAUAUUACGGUCACGCGUUAGAUUUGUAGCGCGUUACCCCCACCACUGCCCACUAUACAUGGGAACUAAAUGAACAACAUAUUCUUGUUGGGGGAAACUAUUGCUACUGCCCGGAUACAAAAGUCUUUUUUUUUUCUGUACAUUGCAAUAAAAUAUCCUGUG
This is a messenger RNA of Mugil cephalus (flathead mullet), 2126 nucleotides long. RefSeq names its product tryptase-2-like. Lineage: Eukaryota; Metazoa; Chordata; Actinopteri; Mugiliformes; Mugilidae. Gene Ontology annotation, biological process: proteolysis. The record is from RefSeq and is a predicted model, not a curated record. The transcript has 5 exons. Bases 21 to 917 code for a protein of 298 amino acids. Gene Ontology annotation, molecular function: serine-type endopeptidase activity.